CGAAGUUUGAAGUUUAUAGGUCGUUACGUGACCUUCAGGUGAACAGCCGCCUCUCUACUGUCUCCGCUUACAGCUUUAUUCGGAAGUUCGAGUCCGACACGUCCAUUCAGGACAUACAUCACCGGUUUUGUAAACCUUCAAAAUUCCAAGUCUUUUUGAAGUCAAACAUGGCUACUAUUUUAGACAAGUUCUCCAGUCCUUUAGAAAAGGCAGAAAUCGCUAUAAAAGAUGAUUGUCGUGAAAAACUACUUGCUUUGGUGCGUCACAGAGAAUGUCUGCUUUCAGGUGAAUCGGUGACGGAAGAAUGUUACGUAAAUCCACAGGUCCGCGAAAAUCUGUUACAUUUUGCUGUUCAUCAGUCGGCUAGUCGAUGCGUCAAUCUUCUCAUUAACCCACCUUUCUGUUGGAAUUCAGAGCGCCCUAACUCUCUUGGUCACAGUCCAUUACAACUGGCUAUGAGGCGACAUUACUUCCCUGUUGUGUAUUCUCUUGCAUCACAUUCUCGUUUGUCUUAUUCUUACGACAAAAAUGCAUUUUCUGUUGACCUUCUUCUGAUUGAACCUUCUUCUAUCGAACUGAUUUCAGAAGUAUUAAAUCACAGUUAUGAUUCUCCGGAUAAAGUUUCUAACUUGGCGUGGCUAUUCGACGCAUGUGAAUUUGAUGAAGGCAAUCGUCGUUGUACUGCAGAAAAUAUUAUCUUGUUGUUUGAACUGCUUUUGUCAGGACCAUCUUGUCCACUUACUCAUUCUCUGUGGUCAGCUAUAAAACAGGUUUCUAUGACUAAUUUUCACGACAUUUCUUGUAUGUCGUACCCAGACUGUUUGUUCAGUAGAAAUAUUCAUAUACGGAGCACAACAUGGCGUAUGUUAGUUACUACAUGGGCAUCACAUCGGUUGCUUAUGCUAGACUUGUCUAGUACAUGUAAUCAUCAACCUGUCUUCGCAUUUGGUCCUCUGAGUCUCUUGGAUCUCUGUCGAAUUGCAAUCAGGAAACACAUUUCACUUCUCAUUGUCAUUUUCAUUUGGGGUAAGAUCCUCAAAUCUUCACCGCGCAUGUCCUCCAAACAUAUAGUGCCUAAUCUGUAGCUGAGGGUUUUCACAACAUAUUGUUUAUGUUAGAAGAGGAAGAAGCUAAAGAAUUGUAUUCAUCGUCCUGUCCAUGUACUUUUCAUAUAUAAAUUUGUCUUAACCGACUUUUUGGUUCGUUUUUGGAAGAAUAACUUCCAGAAAGACUACUUCAUGCUAUGAUUUCUCCUCACAUGUGAAUUUUACGUCUUUGUGCGCUCCAUUGAAUUUGGUGAGCAUUUCGGAUUUAUUCCAGCGUUUUUCGCAAAGAGUGAAUGUAUCAUCCAUAUAUCUGCAGUAAAGUGCAAAAUUUAUAAUUAAUUUGGUUUGGUUUGAGUCCCGAGUCUGAUCUAAUCAUUAUAUAAGUAAUUUUUAAUGUAAUCCCACAACACGAUUUUUCUGAAUAUUUCACUGUGUAUGCGACAGCAUCUUCACCUGAAGAAGAGGGAAAAGCUGUUGAAAAGAAUAUUCUUUGUUCAAUAAACUGUCCUUUGAAUAAUGAUAAAAAUUUUCAAAGAACUCAAACGUUGUGAGAGGAGCCUAUUGCGUUGAAAGCUUUCAAUGAAUUCCACAAGGAUAACGCCAAACUCACUGAAGGAAAGACUACAGUAUAUUUAUAUAAAACUACAUCAAAGCAUAUCAUUAUCUCAUGCUAUCACAAAUGCAUCCCAACAAUUCAACUUAAAAUUGAUAUGCACUUAAGCAAAUCGAGUCUUUUUGCGUAGAUAUACAGGAAACAAAUUAAUGUCUGUUGCCGACAAUAUGCCGUAUAUGAGCUUUCUGAUCUUGUGAGACUUAAUUUCACGGAAUACUUCUCUCAAGUGACCAAAACAAAACAGAGGAAAAACUGGUAUUCAUCUUAUUGAUCACAAGUAGGAUCCACGAUGUACAUUUCGUCCUACUUGGGACUCGUCAGAUGGAUGCACCUUCACUCCAGUGAGUGACGCUAUCCUCACUGAGUAUCGAACCCAGUACUCAUCACUUCAAGCACCAAAUCUUAUCGAACUAGCGAAAGCAGCGGGUAGUCAUACAGUCGGGAGCAAAAUUGUAGCAAACGCCAUCAAGCCUGAGAAAGAAGUUAUUGAAAAAUAUAUUCUUUUUUCAUCGAAAUGUCUGUAGAAUGGGCAUAACUCAGCUGUGAAGUAAAACUAAGGCGCCCACAUCUAAGAUAACAUAGAUUUCGAUAACGUUUUUGAUGGCAAUGAAUAUGAGUUAAAGGACAGUGAUAACUUCAUUGGGCACAAGUCUUUUUAAGCAUCGGAUUAUUGUUACUUUUAUCAAGGGAAGUGCAACAACAAAGUUCAAUCAGCAUAGUCUUCAAUAUUCCACGUUUCUUGGAAUCUUUUACUUCCUUGAAGUUCGUGUAUUUAGCUAUCAUAAACGCUUUCUUAUUUGUGUGCGUCUUGCAACAAGUGUGAAAAUAGCACUGGAUACUUUACCAAGCAUAAUUUCAGCUGAGUACCCCUAGAAAAUUUUCAAAUAGAGCCUUCACAUAGCUGAAAUUACAAUGAGUGAACUGAAGAUUUUUCUGCAUUGCUUCCACGGAUUCGUUAUGUGGGCUAGGAUAAAUAACAAAGUUUAAUUCGACUGAGUUACCCCGACCGAUACCUGCUACCUUGAUGUGGUGGUUGGGCUUGCAUAUCACAAUGACCCAACGAGCUAUGCUGGGGGAACGCUUGUUCCCUCGAGGUCCUACCAUACCAGAAAGGUCUGUUGGAUAGUGGUUAGACGAAAAGCAGUCACCGUUGUGGUGUAAAUUACUAUACUAUGAUGGGGGUCUGAGGGCGAAGUC
Messenger RNA from Heterobilharzia americana, 2856 nucleotides. The record is from the annotation of a GenBank genome assembly. Lineage: Eukaryota; Metazoa; Platyhelminthes; Trematoda; Strigeidida; Schistosomatidae.